GCACCUCCCCUAUAAAGGGUUUGGAGAUCGGGUUUGCAGCCCAGGUGGGGCGGCUUGGCUGACAUGGAGGGACCCGGCCCCAGCCAGGGCACGAUGCUGACCAACGCGGAGCCCUCCAACGCGGUGAAACUGCUGCACCUGCUUUUCCUCUCCACCUUCUGGGGAAUGCAGAUCUGGGUGACCUUCGUGGCAGCAGGGCUCGUGAUGCGCAGCCGCCUCCCCCGCCACACCUACGGCUUCAUCCAGAGAGAGCUCUGCCCCUACUACUUCCACAUCGGCUCCACCUGCGCGUUCCUCAACCUGACCCUCUUUGCCAUGUACCACCCCAGCGAGCUGCUCAGCGAGGAAGAAACUACCCAGAUCAUCGUCUUCUUCGUCUGCGUGGCCCUCUCCGCGCUGAACACGCAGUGGUUUGGGCAGGCCACCUCCGACAUCGCGGCGGACAUGCACCGCAUCGAGUGCGGCCGCGGCCUGGGGCAGGAGGUCGGGCUGCUCGCCGGCGAGUCCUGCCAGCAGCUGCGCGCCUCCGACCCCAGCUACGGGCGGCUGGCCCGGCAGCUCGCCCUCUACGGCGCCGCGUCCGCCCUCUGCAACCUCUGCUGCAUCGCCUGCAACGGCUUCAGCCUGUACUACCUGGCUGCCCGCCUCUCCGCCUUGUGAGCCUCUCUGCCACUGCGAGGCGACCCCGAGUUUCGGAGUUUCGCCAUUCUGGGAGAUGCCUGUACUGUGUUCGUGCAUGGCGCAGCGAUUUAGAAAUAACCAAACAGAACGCCCGACUGUUUACUUUAUUUCGUGCUGUCUGAAGCCAGAACUGGAAAGAGAAAAGCCCUCCGUGACCUAAGCAGAAGCUGUUAUGGCUGAAGAGCUUUUUGAGGCCCUGUGAACUUGGUGUUUCGAGAAGU
Messenger RNA from Oxyura jamaicensis (ruddy duck), 902 nucleotides. RefSeq names its product transmembrane protein 205 (gene TMEM205). NCBI's taxonomy places the organism in Eukaryota, Metazoa, Chordata, Aves, Anseriformes, Anatidae. The coding region runs from base 64 to 660 and encodes 198 amino acids. The transcript is spliced from 3 exons. The record is from RefSeq and is a predicted model, not a curated record.